Amoebophrya sp. A120 is the source of this 326-nucleotide messenger RNA. The record is from the annotation of a GenBank genome assembly. Lineage: Eukaryota; Dinophyceae; Syndiniales; Amoebophryaceae.
GCCGCGUGUAGGUGGACGAGGAUCAGCUGCUGGCGCAACGUCAAGGCCCGGACUAGUACUCAAUUCCGAUGACGAUGAUGAUCCAAACCUAGAAACUGAUCCGGAGCACAGUCCAGAGGAGGAUCUGGAGUUUGAGGUCAAAAAAACGCCGAACAAAACAAGUCCAGGCAAGAAUAAAGCAAUUUUCAAGGAAGGCAGUCACAAGAGGGAAGACAGCUUUUCCCUGUUGGAUCACGCCUGCGACUCUUUCAGUGCGUCUCGAAGAUACGUCGGAACCUGCGCGAGAGUGAUGAAUUCGGACGUCGCGACCGGUGGCUCAACAUCUU